Messenger RNA from Penicillium egyptiacum, 471 nucleotides. NCBI's taxonomy places the organism in Eukaryota, Fungi, Ascomycota, Eurotiomycetes, Eurotiales, Aspergillaceae. The record is from the annotation of a GenBank genome assembly.
AUGGAUAUUGGUCAGAUUUCUUUCACGGCUGGUACUGGUGUUGGGAAGCAGAUCGCUCAAGCUGCGUCCCGAAGCAAUCUGAAGCGGGUUGCGUCGGAACUGGGAGGUAAAAGUCCGAGCAUUAUUUUCCCCGAUGCAAAGCCAGAUGUGGCCAUUUCAUGGUGCGUGAACAGUAUUCUGCUACUAUCUGGUCAGGUUUUCUUUGCUAGCUCUUGGGUUUAUGUCCAUGAGAGCAUCAAGAAGCAUGUGGUUGAACGGAUGAAAGCGUCGUUUGAAAGCAUGGAUGAAUCCUUUGGUGAUCCACUUCACGAAGAUGUUGAAUUUCCGCCUCUGUUCGACCAGGGCCAUUUUGAUCAGGUGAAGGGCUUUAUUAAUCGCGGCAAAGAGGAGGCAACCCUAGUUACCAGCGGGGAAGCUAUGUUCGCGAAGGUAUGUGUCGUCCAACGCCCAAAGAAGGUGAUCAUGGGCUAA